This is a messenger RNA of Heterostelium album PN500, 2100 nucleotides long. It is a transcript of the gene hspD, whose product is annotated as heat shock protein Hsp90 family protein. The record is from RefSeq and is a predicted model, not a curated record. Gene Ontology annotation, molecular function: ATP hydrolysis activity; ATP-dependent protein folding chaperone; ATP binding. Gene Ontology annotation, biological process: cellular response to heat; protein folding; protein stabilization. The transcript has 2 exons. NCBI's taxonomy places the organism in Eukaryota, Evosea, Eumycetozoa, Acytosteliales, Acytosteliaceae. Bases 1 to 2100 code for a protein of 699 amino acids. Gene Ontology annotation, cellular component: protein-containing complex; perinuclear region of cytoplasm; cytosol.
AUGUCUGGAGAAGUCGAAAGAUUCACAUUCCAAGCUGAGAUUAAUCAGUUGAUGAGUUUGAUCAUCAAUACUUUCUAUUCCAAUAAGGAAGUAUUCUUGAGAGAACUCAUUUCCAAUGCCUCUGAUGCUUUGGAUAAGAUCCGUUAUCAAUCAUUGUCCGAUGUCUCUGUUUUGGACUCAAAGAGAGAGUUGGAGAUUAAGAUCAUCCCAAACAAGGAAGCCAAGACUUUGACUAUUAUUGAUUCCGGUGUUGGUAUGACCAAGGCUGAUUUGGUAAAGAACCUCGGUACCAUUGCCAACUCUGGUACCAAGUCAUUCAUGGAGCAACUCCAAUCUGGUGCUGCCGAUGUAUCUAUGAUCGGUCAAUUCGGUGUUGGUUUCUACUCUGCCUACUUGGUUGCCGACACUGUCAUCGUCCACUCAAAGAACAACGACGACGAGCAAUACGUCUGGGAGUCAUCUGCCGGUGGUGAGUUCACCGUUGCCCUCGACCACACCGAGCCAUUGGGUCGUGGUACCAAGAUUGUUUUACAUAUGAAGGAAGAUCAACUCGACUACUUGGACGAGCAAAAGAUUAAGAAUUUGGUCAAGAAACACUCAGAGUUCAUCCAAUACCCAAUCUCCCUCUACGUCACCAAGGAGGUCGAGAAGGAAGUUGAAGAGCCAAAGACCGAAGAGAAGACCGAAGACGAAUCAUCCAGCGCCAAGAUCGAAGAGAUCGAAGAGGAUGAGGAGAAGAAGGACAAGAAGAAGGUCAAGGAAACCACCCACGAAUUCGAGAUCCUCAACAAGACCAAGCCAAUCUGGACCAAGAAUCCAAAUGACGUCACCAAGGAGGAAUACACUGCUUUCUACAAGUCAAUCUCCAACGACUGGGAAGAGCCAUUGGCCCAUAAGCAUUUCUCUGUCGAAGGUCAACUCGAGUUCAAGUCGAUCCUCUUUGUACCAAAGAGAGCCCCAUUCGAUUUGUUCGAAUCAAAGAAGAAGCACAACAACAUCAAGUUGUACGUCAAGCGUGUUUUCAUUAUGGACAACUGUCAAGAGUUGAUCCCAGAGUACCUCAACUUUGUCCGUGGUAUCGUCGACUCUGAAGAUCUCCCAUUGAACAUCUCUCGUGAGACCCUCCAACAAAACAAGAUCCUCAAGGUCAUCCGUAAGAAUUUGGUCAAGAAGUGUCUCGAGAUGUUUGCCGAGAUCGCCGAAAACAAGGACGACUACAAGAAGUUCUACGAAGCCUUUGCCAAGAACUUGAAGCUCGGUAUCCACGAAGACACCCAAAACAGAGAGAAGUUGGCCGACUUGCUCCGUUACCAAACCUCAAAGUCUGGUGACGAUUUCGCCACCCUCAAGGAGUACGUUGCCCGUAUGAAGGAGAACCAAAAGGACAUCUAUUACAUCACCGGUGAAUCAAAGAAGACCGUCGAGAACUCACCAUUCGUUGAAGCCCUCAAGAAGAAGUCCCUCGAAGUCAUCUACAUGGUUGACCCAAUCGAUGAGUACGCCGUCCAACAACUCAAGGAGUUCGACGGUAAGAAGCUCGUCUCCAUCACCAAGGAAGGUUUGAAGCUCGAGGAAACCGAAGAGGAGAAGCAAAAGGCCGAAAACGACAAGAAAGACAACGAAGAGCUCUGCAAGGAGAUCAAGGACGUCCUCGGAGACAAGGUUGAGAAGGUCGUCGUUUCCAACCGUAUCGUCCAAUCACCAUGUGUUUUGGUCACCGGUGAAUUCGGUUGGUCCUCCAAUAUGGAGCGUAUCAUGAAGGCUCAAGCCUUGCGUGACAACUCCAUGUCCACCUACAUGACCUCCAAGAAGACUUUGGAAAUCAACCCAGAUCACCCAAUCAUUGCCGAGCUCCGUAAGCGUUCCAAUGAAAAGGCCAAGACCUUCAAGGACUACGUCUACUUGUUGUACGAAACCUCUUUGUUGUCCUCUGGUUUCUCUUUGGAUGAUCCAAACUCAUUCACCUCACGUAUCCAUCGUAUGAUCAAGUUGGGUCUCGAAAUCCAAGAUGCCGCCGAAGAAGUCGCCACCUCCUCCUCUGAGGAUAUGCCACCAUUAGAGUCUUCCAACGAAGCCUCCCAAAUGGAACAAGUCGACUAA